Notothenia coriiceps (black rockcod) is the source of this 2001-nucleotide messenger RNA. RefSeq names its product zinc finger protein 318-like. The record is from RefSeq and is a predicted model, not a curated record. The coding region runs from base 101 to 1468 and encodes 455 amino acids. Lineage: Eukaryota; Metazoa; Chordata; Actinopteri; Perciformes; Nototheniidae. The transcript is spliced from 5 exons.
GGGUUCAGAUGGAAGCAGAAAAGUGGAGCGUGUUCAUGAAGAGCAACGACAUCAGCAAUAUGAGAGCAAUGAUAAUUCAUCAUCAUUGGAAAAUGACAGUAUGCUGCUUCCCCAUGACAGAGUAGGGAGCGACUUCUCUUGGCUGCAGGCGCAGAGUCAGCAGGAAUCCGCAGUCCUGAAGGCUGAGGAGCUUGAAGAUGAAGAGUCGUUCUUGUACGGUAAUGAAGACACUGGAGAAAAAAAAACCAAUAAAUCCUCCACCACACUUUUUGCAGCAUACAAACCACAGGGAAUGGAUAGUUCAGGCAGUCAACAGAACAAACCCAUUUUCAGUAGCUUUGGGGAUAUGCUUGAUCUCAAGCAAACCCUUCAAAGGACUUCCUCGAGCGUAGCCUCUGCCAGUCUGGACAGCAGUGAGUGUGAGAAGAUCAAGAACAUAUUAAAAAGUCUGGACACAGUAGACGUCGGCAAGAUCAUGGGGAAGAUGCAGGGUCAAAAGGUGGAGAAGCAGCGGUCUCCUGCACCUUCCAGUUCAGAGCAGACAGCAGCAGCCUUAACCCUGCCCGAGCUGGGUAACCCUAAUGUACGGCAAGCUCUGCAGUCUCUACAGUCACUGAUCAAAGCAACAAAGGAGAAGCGUGAACAAAAUGAUGGCAGUGGUACAUCGCAGACAUCCUCUGAUAAUCACAAGGCACGUGACAAUGAGGAAGGGAAGAAUGACAGACAAGCCCGGAUGAAAAAAAUGGAAUCCUUGAUGAAUGAGCUGGAAGGAUUGUUAAAACAGGAUGGAUUGAGUUUUCUGUCACCAGUGAUUGGGUUUUACUGUCAGAAAUGUGAGGAGUUCAUUGGGGAUUUGAGUAGUGCUGAAACCCAUGCAGCCAUCCAUCACCAUGGGAACUCGGGCAGUCAUAAAGUGCGGAUGGACAGGAAUGCUGAAGACAGCAAGGGACCCUCGCGCCAUUUGAGCAGCAGCUCUGCUCAUCCACAACCCUCAGAAAGGAGGGACCACAGGGGCUCUGAAUACAGAGAGUCAGCAGAGCACAGGAGUCACAGAGACCACCAGCAAGACCCCCAGCGAGACUGGAGGGACGACAGGGAUCACAGAAACAAAAACCACAACGAGGGCGGGAGCCACGGGGACGCCAUGGGAAACAUGUCCUUGAAACAGGAGAUGAGGAAGGAGAGGCUCCUCAUCACGGUGUCUCGUGGACAGACCCCUCCUCCUAAAGGGAGGGCCAAAAAGGAGGUAAACAAGGAGCAGAACAUCGGGAGUCAUAACAAAAUCAAAGUGGAAGACACUGACUGCAAGGGAAAUCAAUCCAACAGCAGCGGAAAAAAGAAAGGCCUAGUAAAAUAUGAAAGCAGCGACAGUAGUGAUGAUGACAAAGGUAAAACACAGAAAGACAAAUCCCCUAAAAAGAAAAAGAAGAAGAAGAAGGAUAAGAAGAAAAAGAAGGAGAAGUCCUAAGUGUUGAGUUAUGCUUGAUCCUACACUGAGAACCACAUGGUUAUUUUUUAUAGAUAUGAUCCGCAGAGGAAGGAGUUUUCAUGGUGUAAGGAAGUGCACUUCCCUUAGAUAAAGAUUAAUAUAAAUGUUAUCUUUGUGAUUCUGGUUGAGAGGGUUCUCGCCUGAAGUUUUGAGUUCUUUGAGGAGUAAGUUCCUUGCUCUGCUACUUCCAAACACAUCCGAGACUCAUCUCUACUAGACGCACAGGUGACAUUUUGAAAAUCUUCUUUGGCUGUAAAUGUUCCAAAAUGUCAGCAUGCUUAUUUUGCUUUGUUGCUUCCUACAUAUUUGGCAAUGAGAAUGAAUAUGUUGCUGUACAGUAAGCUUUCAGUUAACCCCCACAUCCUGGUUUGAUGUUUCAAGUCAGUGUUUGAAUGAUUGUAUUAAUACCAGUUACCGUGUACCGUGAUGGAAAUGUGAUGUGUGUAUUUUGCAGUUGUGUUCAACUUUCCAACUUGUCUGUAUUUUUAUCUGAAAUAAAAGAUCACACACAA